CAGUGUUCGAAAUCUAUUGCGAAACUUCCAUUUGCCUGAUUUGUGAAAUUGUCAGCAGAAGAACAUCGGAUUUUGACGACAACCAAGUGUUCGCGUGUGUAACGACGAGUGGAUUUUUUAGUUCCUUGGUUUUUAGGGAAUAUUUUCGCCAGUGAGGGCAGAAUUUAAGUAAAAAGUACCUGAUACUGAGCACGCAAACGGGUUUUGUGGCCAAUUUUGGGCGGAGGGACAACAGUAAAAGCCGCGUGUACUGAGCACACGGAUCCAAAGUGGAUUCAUCUGCAGCAGGGAGGGCAUAGAUAAGUAAUAGCUGUACUAGUAUCAUAGCAUACGCAGCGAAAGAAACUACGCAAAAGAGGAAUUAAAAAGCAGCCGCAGCCGUGAAAGUGACGAAGCAUUAGAAACUUGACAAGACGUUGCGGAGGGGGUUGUAGCGGCGGCCGUAAUAGCAAAAGCAAAUUGAAAAUAAAGUGGUUAAUAGCGUCUUAGGCGAAAAGAGCAACAACAACAACAACAUAAAAAGUACAACGAUAGUAACGACUCAUUGUGACGCUGACAACGUGGUUUUGGUGUUCUUUUUUGUUUUUGUUUUUAUUUGGAAAUGUCGGCAGAUCCGCAAACGCCUCUUUCACAAAUUUGGCAAGGAGUAUUUCAAAGCGCACUGGAUACUGCAAUAGCAGAUGAAAAGCAUCAGCAGCAAACCACUUUUCAAGCCAGUGCGUUUCCUCACAAUCCUGGAACAACUAUGAAUGGGAGUAGAAGCAAUAAUAGUGUUGCUUCAGCUGGCGGGCCCGGAGAGACAGGAAAUAAUAAUUAUGUUAAUUUUAAUCAAUUCAUCAUGCAGCAUAAUCUAUUAGGCAGCAAUAAUGGUUUUGGUCAUAAUGGAGCUGACAUUCUAAUCAGUAAUGGCAAUGAAAAUGUUGGUGCUGUUGGCGGUAGCAGCGGUAACGCAACAAACGCAUCUGCCACACAAGUUAACGUCAACGGUGGUGGUGGUGGUAUCGCACAAGAGAGUGUUAAUAAUGAUUACUUCAAUUUCGUCGACACAAUGAGUAAUAAAAUACAAACUGGAUCAGGCAGAGAUGAUGCACUCGUAGAAAGCAGCCCGCAACCGACAAAUCUUUUCUCCAAUAGUCUAUUUUCUCCGUAUAACAACAGCAGUAGCCUUUACUCAAACAACGACCUUAGCGGUGGCGGCUACAACGCAUAUAAUAAUCCAAAUACAAAUUUUAAUUACUUCGACAACAUUUACACGCCUUUUGGUAAUACUGGCGGCUAUUAUAUGAACCCGUUUGCCACUGGCUUCGAUUUUAAUGCAUCAAAUUUGCAAGCGUCUGCUCCUGAAUUUGUGCCACGUUUCAACAAUCUCAGUUUGAACGAGGAGAAGUUCGAAAACUUUACACAAAACAGUCAAGGAGUUGAUGAAGCUGCAGGUAGCGUUGCAAAAGAGGAUCCAAAGAAUUUUAAAACGCCCCCUAUCAAUGAAGAAAAUCACUACGUACUUUGUCAAGAGCAAAAUGUACAUAAGGCAUUUAACGGUGUUGUCGGUGGUGCUUUUGCUACUUCAGGUAUUGAAGAUUCUGGUCGUGAUAACGCUCCGCUGACCUCUACUAUAGAUAAUAAUGCAACACUGAAUUUAGUAAAAACUGAUUUGAGUGCCAAUUCUUCAAUGCCGGCACAACAGCAACAAAAAACGGGCACAAAAGCGGAGCAUGGUGCAGAUAUGCUCGAAAACAACCGCCAAAGUAAUGGCACAAAUAUAAUAGCAAACACUAACUUGUUUAAUCCACAUUCAACUGCUUCUCCAUCCUCGUCUGUUGGUGGUGCCGUCUCGCGUUAUACUGGCUCCGCAAAUAAGCAACACCUUUCCAGCGGUAAUGGUUCACGAGGUUCAUCAUCGAAUGGGUUUUCCAGAAAUGGCAAUGAUUACAAUAGUUCACCACACAACCACGAACGCAGUGCAGGUGGUGCUGGCAGCGCUAGUAAGCACAACAAUGAUGGUCUAGAGAAGUCGGAAAAACCUUCUGCGCGUGCUGAGCGCGAACGGGAGCGUGAUCGAGAUGCACGUCGUUAUCAAAAUGGGCGCCGUUCUGUUGACUAUCAUCGCAGCAAUAAGCGGCGCGAUGAUUGGAAUCGCAAUCGUGAUCGUAUAAAUGGUUUUCGCGUGGAAGAGAAAUACUCGACGGAUAAUGGAAAAGAUAGUCCGCUACCGUCACCGGAAAAGAAACCUUCGCCAAAAAAAGUCUACCCGGAGAAUGAGAAGUUAUCGCAACGUGAAAAACUCAUACGCGACAUUGAGACACGUCGUUUGGAGUGUUUGGUUUGCGUUGAGCCCAUCAAAGCACACCAUGGCGUUUGGUCCUGUAACAACUGCUAUCACGUACUUCAUCUACAAUGCAUCAUCAAAUGGGCUUCAUCAUCGAAAUCAGAUGACGGCUGGCGUUGUCCCGCCUGUCAAAAUGUCGUUAAGGAGGUACCACGCGACUAUUAUUGCUUCUGCGGAAAGGUCAAGAAUCCACCAUACACUCGUCAUGAUAUCGCACAUUCAUGUGGUGACACCUGCCGUCGUGUUGAAGGUUGUGUACACGCUUGCACCCUACUCUGCCAUCCAGGCCCAUGCCCACCAUGUCAGGCUUAUGUGAAGCGUGAAUGCGGCUGUGGCAAGACAACCAAAACAAUGCAAUGUUGCGUUAAAGAGGCCAUUGAGUGCGAUUCUAUUUGUGGAAAAUUAUUGAACUGUGAGCUCCACACAUGUCCGGCUAAGUGCCACGAUGGCAAGUGCUCACCAUGCACCGAGAAGGUGGAUCAACAGUGUCACUGUGCCAAGCAGGAGCGUCAAGUCGCUUGCACACGCGACUCACAUGAUAAGCACGCCUACUCUUGUGGCAAGCCGUGCGGCAAAGAUUUGGCUUGCGGCAAUCACAAGUGCAAGGACUGUUGUCAUCCUGGUGAAUGUCGCACAUGCAAACUAAGUCCCGAAAUGGUCACUUCGUGCCCGUGCGGCAAAAUGCCUAUUGUAGCUGGUCAAAGAAAGUCCUGUUUGGAUCCAAUAUUAGUUUGUGAGGGCGUGUGCGGCAAGACACUGCGUUGUGGUAAGCCUGCACAUCCUCAUCAUUGCACUAGCAAAUGUCACCUGGGUAACUGCCCACCAUGCAACAAACAGACGGCUGUCAAAUGUCGUUGCGGUCACAUGGACCAACUUAUCAAGUGCCGCCAGCUGUCAACGCGCGCCGACGAUGCACGCUGCAAGAAGCGCUGCGUUAAAAAACGUUCAUGUGGCAAACAUAAAUGCAACCAGGAAUGCUGCAUCGAUAUCGAUCACAUCUGCCCAUUGCCCUGCAACUAUACACUAUCAUGUGGCAAACACAAAUGCGACCAACCCUGCCACCGCGGCAACUGCCCGCCUUGUUAUCGUUCCUCUUUCGAGGAGCUGUACUGUGAAUGUGGCGCCGAAGUCAUCUAUCCACCAGUGCCGUGUGGCACCAAAAGGCCGGCCUGUAAGCGCCCUUGCUCGCGCACCCAUCCCUGUCAACAUCCACCCCAGCACAACUGCCACUCGGCGGCCAAUUGCCCACCAUGCAUGAUGUUCACCACCAAAUGGUGUUUUGGCCAGCACGAGCAGCGCAAAACCAUUCCAUGCUCACAGGAGAGUUUCAGUUGUGGCUUGGCAUGUGGCAAGGCGCUACCGUGUGGGCGCCACAAGUGUAUUAAGACAUGCCAUGAGGGUGUUUGUCAGACAGCGGGCGAGGUGUGCAAGCAGCACUGCACUAAGUCGCGCGCCACUUGCGGCCACAAGUGCAUGUCGCCAUGCCACGAUGGUGAUUGCCCAGAUACACCGUGCAAGGAAAUGGUUGAAGUUCAAUGCGAUUGCGGCAAUCGUAAACAGAUGCGUUUAUGUCAUGACUUGGCGCGUGAAUUUAGUCGCAUUGCCACUGCCCAAUUGGCUUCUUCGAUGGCUGAAAUGCAACGUGGCAAUUAUAUGGAACUAAGUGAAAUACUCGCUCCCGUUAAAAUUAAUAAGACAAAUAAAACCUUGGACUGCAAUGAAGAAUGCCGUUUGCUCGAACGUAAUCGCCGUCUGGCUAUUGGCCUACAAAUACGCAACCCCGAUGUGCCGCAAAAACUACAAACCAAAUAUUCUGAUUUUAUACGCAAUUUCGCCAAACGUGACCCAACCUUGGUCAAAUCCAUACAUGAUGCUCUAACCAACUUGGUAAAACUCGCCAAGGAGAGCAAACAAAAAUCACGCAGUCACUCAUUCCCCACAAUGAAUAGGGAAAAGAGGCAGCUGGUGCAUGAAAUGUGCGAAAUGUUUGGUGUCGAGUCGGUUGCCUACGAUGCAGAGCCAAAUCGUAACGUGGUAGCUACUGCCUACAAAGACAGGUCUUGGUUGCCCGCCACCAGCAUUAUGGAGGUUAUGCAGCGCGAAUCCGGUCAGCGUCGUGUGCCGGUGCCUAGCAACAACGCCUGGGGUAUCAAAAGAUAAAAUUUUUUUCCUACUAACAAAUGAAUAGUGAAUGCGUAUGCAACAUGCAAGUGAAACAUUGAAUAAAUCGUUUGAAUGUAUGCCGUAUAUUACACUAAACAGAACAAAACAAUAAAGAAAAAUUAGAGAAAACAAAAGAAACGAAACAUUAAUCCAAAAACGUUGAAAAAAAAAUCAAUUCUAAAAUUACCACUUAUAAAUUAAAAAAUAAUGCAUAAAUACAUAGAAAAUGCAAAUACCACAUUAAAAUUAACGAAAAUUUACAACAAAAAAAUAAAAAUAAAAAAGUAAACAAAAAUUCAAAAUAUUGCAAAAUUAUGCGUUCUCCCUAAUUUGCUUGUAUUUUUUCGUAAACUACUUCUAAUUUCCCUGCUAUUUGCUGGCUACUACAAACUGCAUUACUCCUAACAUCCGCACACUUUCACUUGAUUAUCUUUAUUAUACCAUACUUUUCUUACUUACAUACAUCCCUUUCUUUAUAUCGCUGAGUUUGAAUUUGAAAAUAAAUAUUAAUUUUAUUUACAAGACAAUACUACAACAUUACAAAAUACAUACAUACAUACAAACAUAUAUUACAUAAAAUACGGUGGAAGUAGAAUGUGAGCAUAAUAAAAAAAAUAAUAAUUCUUCAGCGAAAUACAUACUUGUGAAAGAUUUGUACACAAAACAAAAAUUAAAAGUAAUAAAAGAGUAAAUUGUGAAUGAAUCAGCCGUAUGAAUCAUAAAUAUAUUCCUGAAUGUAAUGAGAAAUCAAAUUGAAUAAAGUUGUUUAUUAAUAUGUAUGAAUUGCGAAAAUGAAA
Anastrepha obliqua is the source of this 5286-nucleotide messenger RNA. It is a transcript of the gene stc, whose product is annotated as protein shuttle craft. Gene Ontology annotation, biological process: negative regulation of transcription by RNA polymerase II. The transcript is spliced from 7 exons. Gene Ontology annotation, cellular component: nucleus. Gene Ontology annotation, molecular function: zinc ion binding; DNA-binding transcription factor activity, RNA polymerase II-specific; RNA polymerase II transcription regulatory region sequence-specific DNA binding. Lineage: Eukaryota; Metazoa; Arthropoda; Insecta; Diptera; Tephritidae. The record is from RefSeq and is a predicted model, not a curated record. Bases 602 to 4486 code for a protein of 1294 amino acids.